Molecule: messenger RNA, 3351 nt
Organism: Diabrotica balteata
Lineage: Eukaryota; Metazoa; Arthropoda; Insecta; Coleoptera; Chrysomelidae
Source: the annotation of a GenBank genome assembly
AUGGUUCAGGCGUUGCAUAUUCUUGCAACGUUGCUUGCUCUACAACUUAGUUAUGGAGAUCCACAACAUGGAUAUCCUGUUCAUCAUCCUUAUGUACCGAUCGAUGAUUGUGAUCCAUAUCCACCACACUACCCCCAUCCAAUACCUGAACCAUCAUGUGAGAUUCCUGUAAUACCGCAUCCAAUACCCGUACCAGCCCCACAUCACCCACCUCUACAUCCUCUGCCAGUUGAUUCCUGCGAAUUACCUCCAGUCGUAAUUCCACAUCCUCAUGGAGGACCAAUCUGGGAUUAUGAUGAUUGUGACUAUCCCUAUCCUGGGUAUCCCCAUGGCCCCGCACCCCAUUCUCCACUACCACCACAUCUACCACCUCUUCAUCCCCUUCCUUUGCCGGAACCAUGCGAUGUUCCCCCAGUAGUAAUACCACCACAUCGACCACCUGUGCAUCCCCUUCCUUUGCCGGAACCAUGCGAUGUUCCUCCAGUAGUAGUUCCACAUCCUCACGGAGGACCAAUCUGGGAAUAUGAUGAUUGUGACUAUCCGUAUCCUGGAUAUCCUCAUGGCCCAGCUCCUCAUCCACUUCCAUUGCCAGAGCCCUGUGAUGUACCACCAGUAGUAAUUCACCAUCCAUCACCACCCUCACCACAUCGCCCACCUUAUCAUCCUCUUCCAGUUCCUGAAUUAUGUGAUGGUCUACCAGACUGGCUAGAUGCCUGGCCAAAUGAGUGGCCUCGUUAUUUCCCAGGUGGCUGGCCAAAUGAUUGGCCUUGUGAUUUUCCACUUGAUUUGCCACAUGACUGGCCUCAUGAUUUUCCACAUGGAUUACCACACGAUUGGCCUAAUAGCUUCCCACAUGGUUGGCGCCCAAAUAAUUUACCACAUGGAUAUCCCAAUGCUUGGCCCUGUGAUUGGCCUGAAAACUGGAGGGACUACUGGCCUGAUUGCUGGCCUAAUUACUGGAAUGAUUGUGAUCUCCCAUUACCUGGAUAUCCCCACGGACCAUUUCCAUCUCCACGUCCCUUACCACUAGCACAUAAUCUACCGUCCCCACAUCCACUUCCAUUGCCAGAGCCCUGUGAUGUACCACCAGUAGUAAUUCACCAUCCAUCACCACCCUCACCACAUCGCCCACCUUAUCAUCCUCUUCCAGUUCCUGAAUUAUGUGAUGGUCUACCAGACUGGCUAGAUGCCUGGCCAAAUGAAUGGCCCCGUUAUUUCCCAGGUGGCUGGCCAGACGAUUGGCCUUGUGAUUUUCCACUUGGUUUACCACAUGAUUGGCCUCAUGAUUUUCCACAUGGAUUACCACACGACUGGCCUAAUAGCUUCCCACAUGGUUGGCGCCCAAAUAAUUUACCACAUGGAUAUCCCAAUGCUUGGCCUUGUGAUUGGCCUGAAAACUGGAGGGACUUCUGGCCUGAUUGCUGGCCUAAUUACUGGAAUGAUUGUGAUCUCCCAUUACCUGGAUAUCCCCACGGACCAUUUCCAUCUCCACGUCCCUUACCACUAGCACAUAAUCUACCAUCUCCACAUUAUCAUCCUUCUCUACCAGUUGAAACAUGUGAUGUACUUCCAUAUCCACACGGUUCUCCACAUGACUUGCCUCAUGGUUUUCCACAUGGUUGGCCCAACGAAUGGCCCAGACAUUUCCCAAAUGGUUGGCCAGACGAUUGGCCCUGUGAUUUUCCUCGUGAUUUUAUUCCUGACCAUCCUCAUGAUUUCCCACACGGUUUUCCACAUGACUGGCCUAAUAAUUUCCCACACGGUUGGCCUGUACCCCAUGGAUAUCCCAAUGACUAUCCAUGUGAAUGGCCUGACAAUUGGCACGAUUACUGGCCAGACUGCUGGCCCGACUACUGGGAUGGUUGUGAUUACCCCUAUCCCGCUGGCUCAGUUCCUGCUAUACCCCCACCAGCUGAAAACUGCGAAGUCUUUCCAAAAGAAUUUUCAUUUGGAGUAGCUAGCGGUGCCUACCAUAUUGAAGGAGCCUGGGAUCAAGAUUGUAAAAGCGAAAACAUUUGGGAUCGUUGGCUUCACACUUGUCCAUCCAUCGUCGCUGAUGGUUCAAACGGCGAUUUUUCUGCUGACGCCUACAAUCAUAUUAAGGGAGAUAUCGAAAUCUUGAAUAAUCUAACUGUUAGGCAUUACGUAUUUUCAAUCUCAUGGUCUAGAAUCAUAUAUGAUGGAUGUGGUGAUGUUAAUCCCUACGGAAUUGAACAUUACCGUACGCUUAUUAAGCUACUCAAACUUAAUCACAUUGAACCAAUCGUAGUUCUCUACUAUGGCGAUCUUCCUCAAUCACUUGAAGAUCAAGGAGGAUUCCUUUGUUCAUCUUUCGUUGAAUGGUACACUGAAUAUGCGAGAGUUUGUUUUGAACACUUUGGAGAUGAUGUUAAAUAUUGGAUAACUUUCCACAAACCAACCACUAUCUGCAAAGAUGGCUACGGUCUAGGAACAUUUGCUCCUGGUAUAAACGAUGGACCUGGAAAUUAUGAAUACAUUUGUGGCCACAACCUUCUUAAAGCUCAUGCUGCUGCCUACCAUUUAUACGAUGACUACUAUAGACCAUGCCAAAAUGGAAAGAUAUCAAUUACACUUAACUCCGAUUGGUAUGAACCACAAUCUGCUUGUGAUACUGACGUAUGUGCUGCUGAAACUAAACUCCAAUUCCAAAUUGGUUGGUUUGCCCAUCCUAUUUAUCUUGGAGACUACCCAGAAGUUAUGAUUGAAAGAAUUCGUCUUAAUUGCGACUACAACGGUUACUACAACGCAAGACUUCCAGUCUUUUCACACGCAGAAAUCGAAUACAUUAAAGGAACUCAUGACUUCUUCUCCCUUGCCUACGAAUCAGCUUUUUAUGUUACAUGUGCUGCUGACAAUUACUGGGGCAACAUCUGUUAUGAAUCUGAUGUAGGAGUGCAAUUAAUUGGCUGUGAGGGAGAGUUCCUUACCUGCGGAAUAAGAUCACUUCUUGCAUGGAUCAGCAGAAACUACUACAACCCAUCUGUAUUCAUUACUAAUGACGGAUAUGGCACAUGUUCAAGGGACUGUUAUGAUUGCGAUAGAAUUGAAUAUAUUAAGGCUAUCCUUAGAAAUGUCAGACUCUCAAUGAUUGAGGACUACACCAGAGUAUAUGGAUAUACCUACUACAGCUACAUCGAUGGAUUUGAAUGGAACCUAAUUGAUGGAAGACUAGCAGGAUACACCCUCAAAUAUGGUUUAUACGAUGUGGAGUUCGACUGUCCUCAGAAGACACGUACAGCCAGAUCAUCAGCAGCAUACUAUCAACAUCUUGCUUCUACUGGAUGUAUCGAAGAUCCUUGUCCAUCGCCGUACUACUAUUACCAUUACUAG